Molecule: messenger RNA, 1968 nt
Organism: Protobothrops mucrosquamatus (brown spotted pit viper)
Lineage: Eukaryota; Metazoa; Chordata; Lepidosauria; Squamata; Viperidae
Gene: CD248
Product: CD248 molecule
Exons: 3
Coding region: 1-1968 (655 amino acids)
Biological process (GO): cell migration
Cellular component (GO): extracellular matrix; external side of plasma membrane
Molecular function (GO): extracellular matrix protein binding; extracellular matrix binding; calcium ion binding
Source: RefSeq, a predicted model, not a curated record
AUGCUGGCCCCGCGGCUGCCGCUCGGCCCGGUGGGGCUGCUGCCGCUGCUCCAGCUGUUCCAGCUGCCGCUGCCCGUCCGGCCGGAUCCCGAAGCCAGCUGCGACCCCGACGGCUGCUACGCGCUCUACAGCCAGGCGCGCAGCUUCCUCGACGCCUGGCGCGCCUGCCGGGAGCUGGGGGGCAACCUGGCCACGCUCAAGCGAGCCGAAGAGGCGGCCCAGGUCAGCCAGCUGCUGGCCGGCAGCCGCCAGCCCGGCCCGCCCCGUCUCUUCUGGAUCGGGCUGCAGCGCCAGCCGCGCCAGUGCUUCCCGCAGCGGCCCUUGCGAGGCUUCAGCUGGGUCACCGGCGAGCAGGAGACGGCCUACAGCAACUGGGCGCGGGCCGGCCCGGCCGUCGGGAGCCCCGGAGCCCCCGGAGCCGGCUGCGCCGCGCCGCGCUGCGUGGCUUUGGACGACCGCGAUUUCCAGUGGUUGGAGGGCUCCUGCGCCGGCCCGGUCGACGGCUACCUCUGCCGCUUCGCCUUCCGAGGCAUGUGCGCCGGCUUGGAGGAGGCCGAAGCGGCCACCCUCAGCUACGCCGCGCCCUUCGGGCCGCUGCCCGCCCUGGCUGCCGUCGGGGCCCCGCCGCGCUUCGUGCCUUUCGGGACGGUGGCGUCGGUGGGCUGCCCCGGCGGCGCCUCCCUGUCCCUGCUGUGCCUGCAGAAGGAGGACGGGCGCCUGGGCUGGUCCAAGAGCGGGCCGCUGUGUCGGGAGCGAGGCCCGGGGCCGUCGGGGGCCGCCUGGUGCGAGGGCGACAACGGCGGCUGCCAGCAGCUGUGCCUGGACGAGGGCUCGGGCUACGCCUGCGAGUGCCACGCCGGCUACGCGCUGCUCCCCGACGGCCACUCCUGCGCGGCCCGCGACCCCUGCCGCCACCGGCCCUGCCAGUUCGACUGCGUGGCCGAGGAGGAGGAGGAGGAGGAGAGCGGAGACGGCUACCGCUGCCGCUGCCCGGCCGGCUACGAGCUGGCUUCCGACGGCCACCAGUGCGAGGACUUAGACGAGUGCCUGGAGGCGCCGUGCGAGCACCAGUGCGAGAACACCGAGGGCUCCUACCUCUGCCGCUGCCACCUGGGCUUCAGCCCCGCCGAGGACGAGCCCGGCCAGUGCGUGGACACCGACGAGUGCCAGAUCCCCGGCGUGUGCCAGCAGAUGUGCGUGAACUACGUGGGCGGCUUCGAGUGCUAUUGCACCGAGGGCUUCGACCUGGAAGCCGACGGCAUCAGCUGCAGCCCGCUGGACGGGCUGGCCGACGGCCCCGACGCCACCCCGCCCGAGGUCUGGGCCGACCCUUUCCACGUGCGCUUCACCACCCGCCAGGCGGACGACCACAGCGCCCCGCCGGUCCGCUUCUCGCUCUUCCGCGACGGGGAGACCGGCUCGUCGUCGGCGGCGUCGGAUUCGGCCGCAUCCUUCUUGUCGCUGCCCGACCGGCUGGUCUUCCCUCCCCCUCCGCGGCCGGCCACGCCGGCCCCCGAGUUGGACAGCGCCUGGGAUUCUUCUCCCUUGGAGCACGGUUUCUCCUCGCCGGGGCACCCCGAGGUCCUCCAUCCCACCCCCGCCGCUUCCCAGCUUCCUCCUCUCCUGAGCAGCUCCGUCGUUGGGUCCCUGCCUGUGGGGGUCACGGGGGAGCCCGCGGAGCCUCGGACGACCCCGCCGCCGUCGCCGCCGUCACCCCCCGGGGCGUCCGUCCCCUCGGAGGAGAAGAGGGAUGACCGUUGGCUCCUGGUGGCCUUGCUGGUGCCCAUCUCCGUCUUUCUGGUGGUCAUGCUGGCCCUGGGCAUCGUCUACUGUACCCGUUGCGGAGCUCGGGCCAAAAGCCGGAGCGUGACUCAGUGUUACCGCUGGGUGAUCAGCACGUCCGAAAAAACGGCCCCGCCCGCCUCGUCCCGGCCUUGCCAACCGGCCACUUGCCGGACCAGUGUCUGA